Molecule: messenger RNA, 753 nt
Organism: Ambispora leptoticha
Lineage: Eukaryota; Fungi; Glomeromycota; Glomeromycetes; Archaeosporales; Ambisporaceae
Source: the annotation of a GenBank genome assembly
AUGUCUAAAACGCGUCACGUAAACAAGAGAAUUAAGGAAUUCGUGCUUCCUUUUUUACCUAAAGGGAUGAACAGCUACUUUUCAUCUGUCCCUUUCGUAACGUGCAAGAUCAUUGAAUUUUUGCGUCAGCUUGAUUUGGAACAAAAUCUAACGAGUGCUGAACGGGAAUCGAUCCACAGAGAAAUCGCAAGAAGUUUGGAGACAUUGCGAGAGAACCGGGUUCUACCACAAUUUGCUAGGGAUCACGCGAAAAAGCUGAACAAAGAACUAUCUUCCAAGGUAGUCGCGUCAUUCUGGGAUUUAAUAUUAGAACGUGAGAAACAUCCUGUUACCAUGGAACAUGAUUGCACGCUACUACAACAAGUUCGAGAAAAACAUGUCGCAAUAAGUAUCGCUGACGUUGUUAGAGUGCAACGAAAUAAUGAAGCUGAUGAAAUGUUUACAACUGCCAUAGAAAAUUUGGUGAGAAUAUUGGAACGGGCAUUCGUCGAUAAUAUAUGGACUAGGUUUAAUGGAAAUAAAUUAUCAAAUGGAAGCGAGUGGAAAACGUACGUAUGCAGACUCUCAAAACCCCAACAAUCGAGUGGAUGCAAAGUUGGUGUCCUCCCCGACAAACUUCGAACAACUUGGAAGCAUUCUCCAAUUGAGUGUGAGGCUAGGAUUAAAAUCACUUGGUUUGCGGACAAGAUCCAAAUUGAAAAUUAUAAAGAUUCCCCUACUCACUCUCAUUUAAUUGAAGAAAGUGACAUAUGA